This is a messenger RNA of Branchiostoma floridae (Florida lancelet), 492 nucleotides long. RefSeq names its product gamma-gliadin B-like. The transcript has a single exon. The coding region runs from base 1 to 492 and encodes 163 amino acids. Lineage: Eukaryota; Metazoa; Chordata; Leptocardii; Amphioxiformes; Branchiostomatidae. The record is from RefSeq and is a predicted model, not a curated record.
AUGUAUCAAGCGUGCCAAAAAAACAGUGCCCGUGCAGCAGCAGCCACAGCUCCAACUUCAAGAUGUAGCAAGCGUGCCAGAAAAACCCAGUGCCCGUGCAGCAGCAGCAGCCACAGCUCCCACACCAGCCACAGCUCCCACACCAGCCACACAGCUCCCACACCAGCCACACAGCUCCCACACCAGCCACAGCUCCCACACCAGCCACAGCACCAACUUCAGGAUGUAUCAAGCGUGCCAGAAAAACCAGUGCCCGUGCAGCAGCAGCCACAGCUCCCACUUCAAGAUGUAGCAAGCAUGCCAGAAAAACCAGUGCCCGUGCUGCAGCAGCCACAGCUCCCACACCAGCCACACAGCUCCCACACCAGCCACAGCUCCCACACCAGCCACAGCUCCUACACCAGCCACAGCACCAACUUCAGGAUGUAUCAAGCGUGCCAGAAAAACCAGUGCCCGUGCAGCAGCAGCCACAGCUCCCACUUCAAGAUGUAG